Agrilus planipennis (emerald ash borer) is the source of this 2152-nucleotide messenger RNA. Its product is annotated as KH domain-containing, RNA-binding, signal transduction-associated protein 2-like. Gene Ontology annotation, biological process: regulation of alternative mRNA splicing, via spliceosome. Lineage: Eukaryota; Metazoa; Arthropoda; Insecta; Coleoptera; Buprestidae. Gene Ontology annotation, molecular function: mRNA binding. The record is from RefSeq and is a predicted model, not a curated record. The transcript is spliced from 6 exons. The coding region runs from base 146 to 1363 and encodes 405 amino acids. Gene Ontology annotation, cellular component: nucleus.
UGUUAUUUUGCGCAUAUUUGUACGCAACGCGAAUUUAUUGGUGUUUGUAACCUAAUUUAAUUUUUUAAUAACUAGUCCGGCAACAAUAAACAAUAAUUUGUUAACAAAAGUAUUGAAAUUGACCAAAGUUCGUUUCUUUUUGGAAAUGGCAGAAAGAUACGAAUCUAGUGAAAGAAAUUACGACUGUUAUUCAAGUGAUUUCAAACGUGACAAAAAUAACGAGAAUGAAGAAGACGAUGGCAACGAUCACAGGAGAAGCAUAGAACAUGAUAAUCCUAAUGAAGCUAAUCCAGCUAGUCAAAAAGCCGCCGAAUAUGUACGCGAUCUCCUUGCUGAAAAACUAUCCCUUGAUCAGGGUAAACACCGUAAUGCUUCGAGGCUAAUUGAUGAAGAGAUUACGAAAGUUCAGACAUUGGGAAGAAUUCCUGCAAGAGAUGUAAGAUAUGUGGACAUUUAUAGAGAAAAGCCAAUUAAAGUUACAGUUAAAGUUCUUGUUCCCAUUAGGGAACACCCAAGGUUCAACUUUGUUGGAAAACUUUUGGGACCUAAAGGAAACUCAAUGAAACGUUUACAAGAAGAAACCAUGUGUAAAAUGGCCAUUUUGGGUCGUGGCUCUAUGAGAGAUCGUCAGAAAGAAGAGGAAUUAAGACAAUCACUUGAACCAAAGUAUGCCCAUUUGAAUGACGAACUCCAUGUUGAAAUAUCUGCUCUAGGACCACCUGCUGAAGCCCACGCUCGAAUUGCUUUUGCACUUGCAGAAGUACGUAAAUAUUUAAUUCCUGAUAGCAAUGAUAAUAUCAGACAAGAACAGCUAAGAGAGUUAGAAAUUAUGACUGCCACUGAUCCCAAUGCUGAAUGUCCCUUUCCGACCAAAAGAUCUACAGUACCCAGAGGUAUGAUACCUCAUGAGCGCAUGAAAGACAUAGAUGACCCAACUAAGGAGAGCCCCCUGCCCCCUAAACGACCUGCUUUAUCACGAGCACCACGGGGGCCUCCAAUAAUGAGAAGUGUUUCCCGACCCACUAUAAGCAGUAGAACAGUCAUGCCAGCUAAAACUAAAAUAAUGUCUAUCUUAGAUAGAGCUCGAGUUGCCAUGGAAGAAAGUUACGGAGGGGUUGAAGAACCCUACGAGCCUGUCGAACCGGCCUACGUGUCUUACCCCGCGAUCGCAACCCAUGCCAAAUCAUAUUCAACAUAUUCAUAUGGACAGGCUGAGUAUGAAUCAGAAUAUUAUACAAGAGAGCCUGAAUAUGAACCUUCGGGUCAUCGUUGGAAAAAUUAUAAAUCGAGCGGAGGCACAUCGCGCCCCCUCGAAUCCUCGACCCGAUAUCGAGCAUCGCCCUACACACGUUCAGCAAAAUAAGUCGAAGAUAUAAAUAAAAUAAUUAACUGAUUAAUUUGCAGACUGAUUUUGUAACUUAGCUUAAAUCCAACAAAUUCAUUAAUUUAUUUAACAAAUUACGCCAGGGAGGGGAGAGUUGUCAAUUAUUUUUUUAAUUUAGUUUACAGUAACUAAACAAAAUGUAUUUUACGAUUAAUGAGGGAAAUGUAAUCUAAAAAGCUCUUAUCGGUAAUGCGAACCAUUACAAAACCAAUGUGUAUUUUUUGUUGGCGCUAUGAAUAAUUUUUAAAAUAAAUCUCCAAAUAAUCAUGAUUUCUGUAAUCAUAAAGUUGCAAAUCCAGUCUAAGCUCAUCGGUUACAUAAAAGUUCUACAAAUAACUAAGAUAAUUCUUAGCAAUAACUGAAUUUAAUAACUUAAUCGUUUUCAAAAUAAAUUUGUAGUUGCGAUUUUCAUCAGCUGUAGAAAGUAAUAAAUGUUUAAUUAAACCCUUAUCGUGUCUUAAGUGGUAUAUUACACAAGUAAAACUCGCCAGAUUCAAUAUGAAAAGCGCAAAUUUAUCAUCGUCCCGGUUUAUUAAUCCCCAGUUAAAUCAUACAUCACAUUAAAUCAACUCAAGACAUGGUACAAAGUAGUAACGCUUAAAUUUUAUACUUAAAUAAAAUCGUUCAGGUCAUCAACUAAUUUAUUAUUUCUAAUUAAAAAGUGACAAUUUAACUGAGUAUUUGUAAACCGUUAAUAAAAAGAAACAAUUUAAUGUAACGUAGAUAGAAAGCCCUUGAAUUCAUUUAAUAAAUGUGUAUGCUAACAAA